Messenger RNA from Anguilla rostrata (American eel), 5390 nucleotides. Its product is annotated as lysosomal-trafficking regulator-like. NCBI's taxonomy places the organism in Eukaryota, Metazoa, Chordata, Actinopteri, Anguilliformes, Anguillidae. The annotation marks the transcript as partial. The transcript has 15 exons. The record is from RefSeq and is a predicted model, not a curated record. Gene Ontology annotation, molecular function: protein binding.
UUCACACUCCGCCCUGCUGUGCGACAGAGCCCUCAUGGAGAGACGGAGGCCGCCUCCUUCUCCUGGACCUAUGAGGAGGUGAAGGAGGUGCACAAGCGCUGGUGGCAGCUGAGGGACAAUGCUGUGGAGAUCUUUCUGACCAACGGGAGAACCCUGCUCCUGGCCUUCGACACCACCAAGUUCCGUGACGACGUCUACCACAACAUCCUGACCUCGGACCUGCCCAACCUGCUGGAGUACGGUAACAUCACGGCACUGACGCACCUGUGGGGCUCGGGUCAGAUCUCCAACUUCGAGUACCUGACGCACCUCAACAAGCACGCCGGGCGCUCCUUCAACGACCUCAUGCAGUACCCCGUCUUCCCCUUCAUCCUGAGCGACUACACCAGCGAGACCCUGGAUCUGCACGACACCGCCAUCUACAGGAACCUGAGCAAACCCAUCGCAGUGCAGUCUAAGGAGAAGGAGGACCGAUAUGUGGACAACUACAAGUACCUGGAGGAGGAGUUUCGGAAGGGGGUUCGGGAGGACGACCCCAUGCCCCCCGUGCAGCCCUACCACUAUGGCUCCCACUACUCCAACAGCGGCACCGUCCUGCACUUCCUGGUCCGGAUGCCCCCCUUCACCAAGAUGUUCCUGGCCUAUCAGGAUCAGAGUUUUGAUAUCCCGGACCGGACGUUCCACUCCAUGAACACCACAUGGCGCCUCUCCUCCUUUGAGUCCAUGACGGACGUCAAGGAGCUGAUCCCAGAGUUCUUCUACCUGCCCGAGUUCCUGGUCAACAGAGAAGGCUUCGACUUUGGCGUGCGGCAGAACAGCGAGCGGGUGAACCACGUGAACCUGCCGCCCUGGGCCCGGAACGACCCGCGGCUCUUCAUCCUGAUCCACCGGCAGGCGCUGGAGUCGGACCAGGUGUCCCAGACGCUGUGCCAGUGGAUCGACCUGGUCUUCGGCCUCAAGCAGAAGGGCAAGGCCGCCGUGCAGGCCAUCAACGUCUUCCACCCGGCGACGUACUUUGGCGUGGACGUGUCGGCGGUGGAGGACCCCGUGCAGCGGCGGGCCCUGGAGACCAUGAUUAAGACGUACGGGCAGACCCCCCGCCAGCUCUUCAGCGCGUCCCACCUCAGCCGGCCCGGCCCCCGCCUGCUCAUGGAGGGGGAGCUGCCCGCCGCCAUGGGCCUCCUGGUGCAGCUGGCCUUCCGCGAGACCAGGGAGCACGCCAAGGAGGUGGUGUACCCGAGCCCCCUGCCUUGGAUAAAAGGUCUGAAGUGGGGGGAGUACGUGGGGUCCCCCAGCGCCCCGGACCCCGUGGUGUGCUUCAGCCAGCCCCACGGAGAGCGAUUCGGCUCCCUGCUCGCCCUCCCCACCAGGGCCGUCUGCGGCCUGUCCCGCAACUUCUGCCUCAUGAUGAUCUACAGCAAGGAGCAAGGCGUGCGGAGCAUGCACAGCACAGACAUCCAGUGGUCGGCCAUCUUGAGCUGGGGCUACGCCGACAACAUGCUGCGGCUGAAGAGCAAGCAGAGCGAGCCGCCAAUCAACUUCAUCCAGUGCUCCCAGCUGCACCAGGUGACCAGUUGCGCCUGGGUACCGGACAGCUGCCAGCUGUUCACAGGCAGCCGGUGCGGAGUCAUCACAGCCUACUGCAGCCGCUUCACCAACAGUACACCCUUGGAGAUGGAGGUGGAGUCUCAGAUGCACCUGUACGGCCACACGGCGGAGGUGACGGGCCUGUUCGUCUGCAAGCCCUACAGCAUCCUCAUCAGCGUCAGCAGGGACGGCACCUGCAUCCUCUGGGACCUCAACAGGUUGUGUUAUGUGCAGAGUCUGACGGGGCACAAGAGUCCUGUCACGGCCGUGUCCGCCAGCGAAACCACGGGGGACAUCGCCACGGUGUGCGACUCCGUGGGCGGGGGCAGUGACCUACGGCUGUGGACGGUAAACGGAGACCUGAUUGGUCACGUCCACUGCAGGGAGAUCAUCUGUUCGGUGGCCUUCUCCAAUCAGACGGAGGGGGUGUCGGUCAACGUCAUCGCUGGGGGUCUGGAGAACGGCGUGGUCAGACUGUGGAGCACGUGGGACCUGAAGCCCGUGAGGGAGGUCACCUUCCCGAAAUCCAACAGGCCCAUCGUCAGCCUGACGUACUCGUGUGACGGGCACCACCUGUACACGGCCAACAGCGACGGCACGGUGAUCGCCUGGUGCCGGCGGGACCAGCAGCGCAUGAAGCUGCCCAUGUUCUACUCCUUCCUCAGCAGCUACGCGGCCGGGUGACCCCGCCCCGCCACGCCCCGCCACGCCCAGUCACGCCCCCAAAAAACAGGCCUUCCCGAGAAGCUUCGACCAGCCCCAGCAGCAGCAUGAACCCAAACGCCCAGGGUCGCCCCGCCCUGCCCCGCCCCGCCCCCUGCACCGCCCAUUCCUGGGCCUUAAGCAGUCCAAGAGCCUACCAUAUGCACAUUAUGAGAUGAGAUGGGAGAUACGUUUUUUUGUUUUUUGUUUCAUAUUUGAUUUUGUGUGUGAGUGUGUGAAUGCGAUUGAGGAAGGGGGAGGUAGCUUGGUGUUUGAAGGGGCCGUCAGAACUGGUCUGGUUUUAAUUUUUCACACCGUUACGGGCACCUUCUCCAACCUGAUCCCCGAGUCGUUAUCCUUUUUUUUUUUUUGUUAUGCAUUUUUGUUUGUGUCUUUCUUUCUUUUUCCAUCAAAAUCCUAGUUUUUCUUGGUCCCUGGGACUUUCUGUCUGACCUUACGCUGCUAUGAACUGAAACACAAGCCCCACGCCUCGAAGUUUGAAAUGGGGAGGGGCUCCGGCACAGGGGCGGGGUUUUGUUUAGGCCGCAGACCCUCCUGGGCGUGCUGACCGCUCCCCCUGACGUGGGGCUCCUUCGAGCUGUGCGGCCGAGGGUCUUGUCGCUUGCCAAAAUCGGGACGUCGUCGAUCGGGCCCGUUAUCACGUCACGUGACCUGGAACGUUUGCGUCUGGUUGCCCUGGAGACCAGACGAGCAGAAUGGCGCCGGGCGGGACUUGGCGGCGUGAGCGCGCGGCGUGGAAGUUGCGGCUGCUCGCUCGCUCGCUCGCGCGGCGUCGCCUGCCUCUCCUCUCUCUCCAUUUCGCUCCGCUCCGCCGUCCGCCAUGGCGCUGUUCAUUAUUGAUGAUGUCUGCCCCCCUCCCCCGCCGGCUCCCUGUUAUCUCUCCCUGUCCUUUCAUACGGUGCCCGGCGUGGGGUCCCUGCAUGGUGGCACAGUUCUGGAGAGGGGUGGUGGGGCAGGGGGGGGGCACGCGGGUGUAAAAACAUUGAGGAGGAGAAGCGAGGUAUGAAGCAGUGGGAGAAAUAAGGCCUGCCGUCUGUUGGACUCCGAAACAGCGUUUGCCUUCAUCAUUCCCUUUCACAACUUCAGCUGGAUGUGUUUUCCAGCCUCGGCCAAUUAAAGCUGUGGUGUUUCUUGUGUGAAGCCCCUCCCCCUGUCUGUAUUUUAAAUGCAGAGAAGAGAAGCUGGAGAAUUUGCACUGUUGGAGGUCUACACACCGCCCCCUGCUGGUGUGGGUGGUGAUGGGUGUUUUUGUUGUAGAUCUGAGGGGCUCCUGUAUCGCACAGACACACCACAGUGAUCAGCUGGGGAUUACUCCUGUAAUCCUGGCUGGAGGGCUGAGAACUCUUUCUUGCUCUUUCUUUUUUCUCUCUCUCUGUCUCUGUCUCCCUGUUGAUUGAUUGACAGCACUGCAGUGAUUUAUCUUUAUUUUUUCAUUAUUUUUUUAUGAUUAUUAUUUGCCCUUUGUGUGAGCUGCUACCUUCAUGUCCGUUUGUGUUUAAUAACCUGUCACACCGCUGUGUUCCGUAAGAAUACUUGCACAUUUGCUCUUGCUCUGCAAAAUGGCAACAAAAAGAACAUUAGAGGUAAAUAUAAAUUAAGAAAGCGGGGAAACGCAGAUGCCGAAAUCCUUCCCCCCCCCGUUCCCUCAUUGCAGCAGGGCGAUCUGAUUGCUCGACGAAGAAAAGACAGCGGGACGUGGUAGACUGGCAGUUCGUCUUGUUUUUCUCCCACUUGCUAUUCUAGUCCUCCGGAGUUCUAUUUUCUGCGAGGGUGUGGACCCAAACAGGCAACUGCUUUCCUCUCCAUUGGAUGGUUGAUUAAUUAAGCGUUCAGUCAGAUCGUUGCCCACGUGAGGUGACGGCAGUAUUUCAGCUGGAAGAACAGUCCAGUCGCAGAUCUAGCGGAGGGGUCCUGAGACAGCCACCGCGUUAAAAGCUGUGUUGACGAUCGAAUGUCCCUCGUCGUUACGGGCAACCUUGUGAUCACCUGAAGCUAGCUGGGAGGACCCGGUCCACAAAUGUGGCAUUGGGGCACGAACUGCCAUUUAAAUGAAAAAGAAAAAAAAAAUCCCAAAUCAAGGUUUAUGCUCCUUUAAUUUUCAACAGAGCGACUUGUUUGGCUUAUCAGGACUGGAGUGCAGUUUGUGGGGAAAACGUCUUGCCGCCUUGGGUCGAAGAGUGUGGUGGUAAAGAAACUGGGUUUGCCCAUGCGCUGUCCAUACAGAUAACAGCCGAGUGGAAUAUGGCAGCGAUCAUUACCGCUUCGCUUUAUUUUCUCCCCUGUCACAUGGGCGGGGGCAGCUGGCCAACCUUCACAAGUCAAAUUAAAUGUGUCUUAUGUUGUAAUUUUCUGUGAAAGGGAAACAUUGAUUUUUGUUUUAUUGUUUUUUUGUGUGUGUUAUGUUGUGCCUGUUACAGUUUUUUGUUUCUGUUAAUUUUUUUUUCACUUAUUGAAUGCAUACACACACACACUCACACUCACGCACGCAAACACUAUCCAGUUAAUAUAUGUUACUUAAAAUUGGCACCUUUUGACAGUGUAUGCAUAUACUGUAUAUUGCGUUUUACUGAGAGAAUCUGUGAUGUUUACAUGAUGUUUGGGCCUUCUCUGCCAAUUUGUCACGUGGUCUAAGGGGACCAUUUCCAUCCUUUUGAGUACAUGUACAUAGUUACUUUUUUCUUCCUGAGAUGAAUCACUUUUCUAUCACCUGUGUCUAUGGUUUCCUAUGGUGGUCUUGCACGGGCGGUGUGAAGUGUUAUAAUGUUGCGUAAAAGUCGCACAACAGGGAGGUGUAUGGGCAUGAACUGUGUUGCAAAUUGUACGAUGUGUUUAUUUUAUGUUGAAUUCAGUUCGGUGUUAUUUAAAAAUCCGUAUAUUUUAAGUUAAUUUUGAAGACAGUCCAAGAUUUCAUUAUAAAUGAAUGUUUUUUUCGUUUUGUUUCGUUUUGUUUUGUUUACCCCUCUUAAGAGGAAAGGGGGUUUGGAUCGGGAUGGGGGGGCAUAUUUUUUGUACUUACGUAUGUACAAAACAAGUGAUGAGUAUAUAAAUAUAUAAAUACAAAUAUUUAUGAAACAAUGAAA